Molecule: messenger RNA, 1890 nt
Organism: Rhinocladiella mackenziei CBS 650.93
Lineage: Eukaryota; Fungi; Ascomycota; Eurotiomycetes; Chaetothyriales; Herpotrichiellaceae
Exons: 2
Coding region: 1-1890 (629 amino acids)
Biological process (GO): ubiquitin-dependent protein catabolic process; protein polyubiquitination; positive regulation of proteasomal ubiquitin-dependent protein catabolic process
Cellular component (GO): ubiquitin ligase complex; cytoplasm
Molecular function (GO): ubiquitin protein ligase activity; ubiquitin conjugating enzyme binding; zinc ion binding
Source: RefSeq, a predicted model, not a curated record
AUGGCAGGAGGCGAGGUGAAAAGGAAGAAGGCUCAUCGCAAGCACGGUGACACCAGAACAUACAAAUCACACAAACGAUCCGAAGAUGACACCACAACACUCAAAUCUGUCGUUACCACUGACCGUCCCGCCGACAUUGACGCUCUUCGAAAGGCAAGACUCGCAUAUAUAGCCAAAUCACCGGACGAAAGACGAAAAGAGAUGAAAUAUGAAUAUGUGAAACGGUCCAGGACGGUGUCGCAGGUGGGUGGGGAAGGAGAGAAGCGACACAAGACACCUCGCCAUCGUUCUCCAGAUCGAGAAGGCACGCGAACAGAGCGACGCUCCACCAAGCGCCGCACAGACGAUGAGAGACGCCGAACGCCCCGAGAUGAUAGCGAAGACGAAUAUGUGUAUGAAAAACCAAAGAAAACGUCGGUUCAUGACGAAGCGCAUACGAAAACGUCCACAAGGCAAAGGACAAAGACCGCAGAACCGAAUAUGAGGGGAAUAGACGAAAGACGACGGAUACCAGAGCGCCGGCACACAGAACCGGCGAGACAGAUAGAGUCGCAGGAUGUAGAUCAAGAAGAGCAACCUCGAGGCGCAGACCAGUGCGAACCACCACAACCACAACGUCCAAGCACCGUUUUGAUCGAAAAGCCCCAGCGGCCCUCUCUCAAGAGAAGCGCAACAUCCACAAGACCAAAGACUGAAGUGAGCAGUAUAAAACCGUCGGAGGCGAAUGUGACUCCCAAGAAGGCCCCCAGUCUCCUCAGCGGAUUCCUCCCUCCCAAACCGGUACCAGCGAAGAAAGUCUCAUGCCUGACAUGUGGCGCCGACGAUAUCCCGAUUUCUCAAUCAGCCCGACUACCAUGUACGCAUCGAAUGUGCAAUUCAUGUCUCAAGCGGAUUUUCACCAUGUCCGUCAAAGACCCAGCGCACAUGCCUCCUCGAUGCUGUACAGAUCAGCACAUCGACCUCAAACACGUUGACAAACUCUUUGACCAAAAAUUCAAGGUUCUAUGGAAUCGGAAGUUCGACGAGUACAAGACCAAGAACCGGAUAUACUGUCCGGCACGGAAAUGUGGGGCUUGGAUCAAGCCGCAUUAUAUCACCGUUGAAAAUGGUCGCAAAGUGGGACGUUGCAAGCAAUGCAAAACCCGAGUGUGCGCGAUUUGUUCGCAAAAAAUGCACACGACACGCGACUGCCCCAAAGAUCCGGCGACGAAAGCCUUUGUCGAGGUCGCGAAAGCCAAGGGCUGGCAGCGAUGCUACAACUGUUCUGCAAUGGUUGAGCUGAAAGAGGGAUGCAACCAUAUGACGUGUCGCUGUACCGCGGAGUUCUGCAUGGUGUGCGGCUUGAAGUGGAAAUCAUGCGAUUGUCCCUGGUUCAAUUAUGAAGCCGUCGAUGAGCACCUUGGUGACCCAGUGCGAUACCAACAGGAACUAGACCGGAGGAGAGAUCAAAUUGAUCGAGAUGAAGCGCUGGCCCGACGCAUGCAACAAAUGGGUCUGGGCGGCAAUGGAGCUGAUGACCGAGAGGAAGUUUUGCGCCUCGGUAACGCGGCUAAUCAUCAUAUGAACCAGAACUUCAUCCAACAGGCACGCGAAGCGUUGACGGCCAACUAUGCUCAAGCCGGUCAAGCGGCCAGAGAUCUUCUGAAUGGGUUUGUCAUGGGUAGGGAGAAUCGUCUGCCUGGAAUGCCGAUGCAGAUGGACCAGAUGUUGGACAUGCUGGGUCAGGGCCGUAUGCAUGAUCCGGCAGAGGAGAUGCAAGGCCAAGGUCAGGCCCGCGGACCUGGAAGACGACCGACGGUGAGGCGAAGAACGGCUGGGCCAGAUGCAGCCGGAAAUCGUGGAGAUGAAGAGAGGCGCUUUCACGAUUGGGCUAACAAUGUGGCGGCAUGA